Messenger RNA from Portunus trituberculatus (swimming crab), 3975 nucleotides. RefSeq lists its product as uncharacterized. Gene Ontology annotation, molecular function: metalloendopeptidase activity. Gene Ontology annotation, biological process: proteolysis. The record is from RefSeq and is a predicted model, not a curated record. NCBI's taxonomy places the organism in Eukaryota, Metazoa, Arthropoda, Malacostraca, Decapoda, Portunidae. The coding region runs from base 1 to 3135 and encodes 1044 amino acids. The transcript has 15 exons.
AUGGAGAAAAUUAAGGCAGGAAUAUUUGAUGGUCCUCAAAUAAGGGAACUCAUCAAGGAUACUAGUUUUGAUGAUGCACUGAAUCCUGCUGAACUCUCUGCCUGGUUGUCCCUUAAGUCAGUCAUUGCAAACUUCCUUGGCAACCACAGAAGUUCCCAGUAUCAGAAGGUGGUUGAUGAAGUUAUGGAGGAACGCUAUCAAGGCCGAUUGGAUGUCAACUUUCUGGCCGACUACUGCUGGUGCCUAAAGAGGGAUGCGCAGUCUGCUCAGCACAAACGGAAGCCCCUGAAGAGACCAUUCAUCCAUGAGACGUGGGGUUUCCCGGACGUGUUCAGGGCGCCGCGGAGGUUUGCUUAUUCCCAGCGGCCUCCGAAAUGUGAUGCGGCGGCGGUGGCGGUGGCGUUACCGCUAAAGAGAGUGAGCAGUGAGCGGCAGGAGGUCAGUCAGUGGUCAGUUGUCAGGUGUCAGUGUUAUGAGCGGGUGGUGAAGAGGUCGCUGUCUCGCUGUGUCACUGUGUCCGUCCGCCGCCACCAACAUGUGCCCCUCAGCCACAAGGGCGUUGUGCCUCAUGGGAAGCUUACUUGCACUCACGCACGCCUCCCGCUGCAGGUGGUGUUGGCUGACACAGGAGCCCCGCUGACGCCCCAGGAGGAAGCUGCCUUCUUCUCCCGCCAUCCUGAAGCAGCGAGUUACCGAGUGCUGCGGUGGGAGGCGGGAGCGGUGAAGGCACGGCGGGACAAGCGGGAGGUUAACACUGACUCCUCUCUCCGCCUUCACCUUCCUCUGCCGCCUGGCCAUCUCGAGCUCGUCCUGGAGAAGAACAGUAUUGUGGCGCCAGAUCUUGAGUCUUGGUCCCACAACUCGUCAGCAGCGGGGAACGAGGAGCAGGUGCUCGCUGACUGCUUCUAUUCCGGCGGGUUCUCUGUCUCCUGGGCCGUGAUAUCCACCUGUGACGGCCUGAGCGGCCUUCUCCUGCACCACGGGAAGACUUACCGGCUGGAAGAACUGCCGCCUCCACCACUACACCACCACCACCACCACCACGGGGAUCCAGACUUGCCUCUCUUAGUUAUCUUUCCCCUCAGCCCUGCCUCCACAGACACGUCAGAUACUACAAACCUCACAAGUGUACGAAGCCAUGCACACACUGAGACGCCCCUCAUACGAGCAGGGGAGCAGCGCACACACACCCGGGGCCACAGAAUGACGAGGGCAGUGAGGCGUAGAGUGACACGGAAGAGCUCAAAGAAGUACACGAUGGAGCUGGCGGUGUACAUAGACGACUCUCUGAUAUCGCACGUCCAGAAACGGUACCCCAAAGCGAACCCAAAGAAUAAAGCCAAGGAGAUUGUAAUGACUCUUCUUAACGUGGUGAGCCGUCUCUUCUCCGAUCCGAGCCUUGGUGUCAUGAGCGUGAAGUUGGCGGUAAUGAAGGUGAAGUUCUUGAGUGCCGGCGUGGUGAGCGAGGCAGGCGGGGACGGAAAUAAGUAUCUCAGUAACUUUUGCGUCUGGCAGGCCGAGAGCACCAGCAAGGGCAAACAAUGGGACCACGCCCUGCUCCUGACGGGGUUGGACCUGUACUCCGGAGAGCCACAGGCCACCUCCACCACUGGCAUGUCCUUCAUCGGGGGAAUGUGCUCACCCAAGCACUCCUGCUCCAUCGUAGAGGGCACCAAAUUCACCUCGGCCUUCACCAUUGCGCACGAAAUAGGACACAACAUGAACCUGGUACACGACGGAGAGAAGAGAGCGGCGAGUUGCAGCAAGAAGGGUCACAUCAUGGCCACCUCGCUCAACGACGGCGGUCACACGUGGUCCUCCUGCUCCAAGAACCAACUCAGUGACUUCCUCCGCAACCAAGGGACGUGCCUGGCGGAGGAGAGCGGAGGGGCCAUGCUGACCUAUCCCAUCCCAGACGAGGAGCUCCCCGGCAGAAAGUUUGACGCAGACCAGCAGUGUCACUACAUGUUCGGCAAGGGCUGGAGCCACGCCCCCGACCACCACCCCGACGUGUGUCAGGAGAUCUGGUGCUCCAAGGGACUGAGGUUGAGGAGUCCCGGUGUGUCUCCGUUAGAUGGCACCACCUGUGGCCGUAACAAGGUGUGCAUCAGAGGGCGCUGUAAGUCUUUUCGGGCUAAGAAAAAUCAUCAGUACAGAAGCAGCACGAAGAAGCAGCCAGGGGAAGGGAAAGAGAAGAAACUGAUGAAGAAAAUGGUUAAGAAAUUAAUGAACAAGGUAAAGAAAAAGACUCGCCCACGUCACGAGAAGAAGAAAGAUGAAGUGUUAGAGGAGGUGGAUGACCGGAAUGAUGAAGGGCGAGAAUAUAAAACAGGAAACUCAAGGAAGGGUGAAAAUGACGAUGACGCGAGUGAGGAAAACACUGAAAAGCAGAUUCGACCUUCAAGUAAAUACGUCAAGUUGUUGGAGAAGAUGAUGAAGGAAGCGAAGAAAUCAAUAAAGAGAAUCAAAGUUAUAAAGGAUAAAAACAGCACAAAGAGUGAUGGGAAAGCAAAAGAGGAUGAAAUCUUGGAAAUAUCUAAUAAUAAAACUCGAGAAACAGACGUAAAUGACAGAGAAGAUUUAAGGCACGACAAAGAUGAGAAGAAACAAGAGAAAAACCAGAAACUUAAACGGAUCAUCAAACAACAAGUGAAAAAGCGUUUAAACUUCAUAAAUGGACGAGGGAGAGGAAAAGAUCUUUCUAAAAUCAGAAAGAUCGAGUCACCGACCCAGAUUGUUAUCAAAGAGAGACUGAACUAUGUCAAAGAUAAAGGAUGGAAAGUGAACGUUCUGAAAAUAAAGAAAACGAAGAAGAUGGCCAACAGAAGAGUCAGGGUGAAAGAUUACACAAUAACGUGCAACGGAGCUCAGUCACAAUGUAAAAUAACAACUAAGCGAGCACGAAAAAGUAAUAGAAUGAGACAACCACCACCAAAUAAAGGAAAUAAACGUCUGCCUCUAAAUGCAUCAAAGAAAACGAACGCCGGGCUUGGGAAAGAACGCCAGACCAUUUCAGUCCUGACAAGGAAAGCUGCACUGGCGAGGAGCAGUGUCGGCCACGAAGAGUUCAAUAUGUCAAUGGAAAGGGAUGGCUGGUCAAGGUAUCUCACCACUGCCUCAGAUUGCAUCAAAUGAAAAAGGAAGAAGCGACGUAAUGCAUUUAGUCAAACAUAACCAAUCUUCCACGAAGGAAAACAACUUAUAUAUUAAAGUGGUUACAGUGAGGGUGGAGAUGAGUAAACAAUACAUAAAAAAUGACAAGAAAGGGAUAUGCUGCUGAAAACUAAUAUUUGAGCAAAGAAAUGACACACUAAAAUUUAUCUGUUAUCAGUGGAAAAUCAUUUUAAUUCAAAUACCUCAUAAAUAAAUAAACAAAUAGAUAAACCUGACAACAAAAUACGUUUGCAAACAAAAUAAUCUGUUUACGGCUGAAAUCCUAGGCUUAUCAAGAAAUUUGUAAAAUGGAACCCUCAAACCGCGUCAUCUUUCAUUCUACCUCUGUACUUCCUUUCACCCAAACUUUGUUCUGUUCCCUUCCUUCCCUCCCUACUAACUAAUACAUUCUUCCUUCAUUCAAAAUGUCUAACUGUACAGCGUUUCCCAAUCUGGGUGCUAGCACCCUCAGGCGGUGAUGAAAUCAAUUAUAGGGGGUGCUGAGAAGUGAUGCACACACACUUCACUCUCUUUUAUCCUUCUAAUGACAAGAUAUUAGUUAGGGAUGCUGGACUGCUUAGGCAUGACAACAGGGGAUGCUAUGGUCGGAAAAGGUUGGGAAACGCUGGUCUAACACAACCCACGUCACGCUGCGCCAUGUCUUCAAAAAGUCGAACCAUUCUCUCUCGUCUCCUGACCAACCACCAACCCAAUCAAGGAAUAUACAAUCCUUGGUCUGCACUCAUCAGGUUCAGCCAAGAAGGUACCGCGCUGUCUGAUUGUCCUAUGCUGGCCCUCCCUGUCGACCCCAAAAAUGAAUUA